This is a messenger RNA of Glycine soja, 2314 nucleotides long. Its product is annotated as jasmonoyl--L-amino acid synthetase JAR4-like. Gene Ontology annotation, cellular component: cytoplasm. Gene Ontology annotation, molecular function: acid-amino acid ligase activity. NCBI's taxonomy places the organism in Eukaryota, Viridiplantae, Streptophyta, Magnoliopsida, Fabales, Fabaceae. The record is from RefSeq and is a predicted model, not a curated record. The coding region runs from base 462 to 2210 and encodes 582 amino acids. The transcript is spliced from 5 exons.
AUUUCUCUCAGCUUUAUUUCUGUGCUUCACAAUUUUUCAAUUUUCGUAUUGGUGCUUGGAACAGAUCUUCCUUUGGAAUAGUUUGGUUGACUUGAAUAAACCAAGCUAAAGCCAAAUAUCGAACCUCAUAAUUUCCUCUCUGAUUUCUAUUCCUGGAUUUGUUGUUUUGUUUUCUGGCUUCAUCACUUGCUAAUUUGGUUCCUUUCUUUCGUUUUCUACAUCGACUGUUUUUAAAUCUUUCCCUUUGUUUUUGGCCUUUCUAAUGGUUCGGAGCACCCUUUGGAAUUGCAUUUGUCCUGUUUCUGGCAUUUAAUUUUCGGUAUUUAUUCAUCUGGGUCCUAUUGCCAGCAAAACAAAGGAGGGAAGAUCACAACACCAGAAAAAAUAUUAAUUAUGAUAUUAAGUCAAAUAAAUAUUAAAAAAAAACCUUAAUUUGAAGCUGCAGCUGAAGGACUGUGAAGAUGUUGGAGAAAGUUGAAGAAUUUAACACGGAGAGGAUGAUGGAGGAAUUUGAGAGGGUGACAAAGGAUGCUGAGAGGAUUCAAAGGGAAACCCUGAAGAGGAUUUUGGAAGAUAAUGCUUCUGCUGAGUACUUGCUGAAUUUGGGCUUGAAUGGGAGGACGGAUCCUGAGAGUUUCAAGGCCUUUGUUCCACUUGUUACUCAUAAAGAUUUGGAGCCUUAUAUCAAUAGAAUAAUUGAUGGUGAUUUUUCUUCUGUUCUCACUGGCAAACCCAUCACAACCAUGUCUUUGAGUUCUGGCACUACUCAGGGAAAGCCAAAAUAUGUACCAUGGAAUGAUGAAUUGUUUGACACCACAUUGCAGAUAUAUCACACCUCUUUUGCCUUCAGAAACAGGGUAUUUCCCAUAAACAAUGGCAAGGCCUUGGGCUUUAUCUACAGCAGCAAGCAGUUCAAAACCAAAGGGGGUGUGCUAGCAGGAACUGCCACAACCAAUGUGUUCCGUAACCCGGGGUUCCAGCAUGCGAUGAAGGCGAUUCAGUCCCCACUUUGCAGCCCUGAUGAAGUCAUAUUUGGUCCUGAUUUUCACCAAUCCUUGUACUGCCACCUCUUGUGUGGCCUAAUCUUCAGGGAAGAAGUUCAGUUGGUGUCUUCCAUAUUUGCACACAGCAUUGUCUAUGCUUUUAGGACCUUUGAGCAAGUUUGGGAGGAGCUUUGUGUUGAUAUCAAGGAAGGUGUCCUUAACAGCAAGGUCACAGUGCCCUCCAUUAGGGAAGCCAUGUCUAAGCUCCUAAAACCUGACCCUGAGCUGGCCAACUUGAUCCACAACAAGUGCAUGGGGCUUAGCAACUGGUAUGGCCUAAUACCAGAGCUUUUCCCCAAUGUUAAGUAUGUUCAUGGGAUCAUGACUGGGUCAAUGGAACCUUAUUUGAGAAAGUUGAGGCAUUAUGCUGGAGAGUUGCCUUUGUUGACUUCUGACUAUGGAUCUUCUGAAGGGUGGAUAGGAACAAAUGUGAAACCAACAGUACCACCUGAAUUGGCCACCUACACUGUGCUUCCUCAAAUUGGCUACUUUGAAUUCAUCCCUUUGAGAGAGCUAGAGGAAAUUAAGGGAGAUGCUAGUUUCCUUUGUAUGGAGCCUAAGCCUGUGGGGCUCACUGAGGUGAAAGUUGGUGAGGAGUAUGAGAUUGUCAUCACUAAUCCAGCAGGCUUGUACCGGUACCGACUUGGUGAUGUGGUUAAGGUUAUGGGGUUCCAUAAUUCAGCUCCAGAAAUAAAGUUCGUUCGGCGUAGCAAUCUUCUGCUUAGCAUCAACAUAGACAAGAACACAGAGAAAGAUCUUCAAUUGGCUGUGGAAUCAGCAUCACAAUUGUUGGCAGAGGAGAAAUUGGAAGUAGUUGACUACACUAGCCACAUAGAUUUAUCCAAAGAGCCAGGGCACUAUGUAAUCUUCUGGGAAAUAAGUGGUGAAGCAAGUGAAGAAGUGCUUGGUGGAUGCUGCAACUGUUUGGACAAGUCUUUUGUUGAUGCUGGCUACACAAGCUCACGCAAAGUCAACUGCAUAGGUGCCCUCGAACUCCGAGUUGUUCGGAGAGGAACAUUCCAGAAGAUACUUGAGCAUUCCCUUGCACUAGGAGCUGCUGUGAGCCAGUUCAAGACAUCAAGAUGUGUAGGCCCUACAAACACCAAAGUGUUGCAAAUAUUGAAUGAAAAUGUUGUCAAGAACUAUCUCAGUACUGCCUUCAAUUGAGUUGUAAGAAUAGCUAUAUCUAUCUAUCUAUCUAUAUAUAGAUAUAUUUAUAUAGUUCCCUUUCUCAAUUGAAUAAAAACUUUGCCUUGUUUUUCUACUUUUCA